UAUCUCUGCGGGAAGGGGGCGGGGCGACUGGGCAGCUGUAGCCGUCUGACAGGGCUCGAGGAGCGGCUGCUAGAGGCGCGAGACACCCCUCAGGCCGGUUCUCUGUCCUCUGGGGAAGAUGUGUAAAGUCCAAAUGCUGAGAGCGUUGGUGAAGCAGCGACUAACUGCGGCUGCUGAAGAGAUAUUUGGGCUGUUUGAAAGAACGAUAGCAGAGUACGAGGAGCAACUUUGUCGCUCAAAAGAGGAGAACGAGCGACAACGGAAACUACUGGAGCUCCGCGCGGGACCGGAAAUAAACACAGCAGAUGUCCGCAAAGUUUCCGAGAGUAAAGAAGAGGUUCCCCCUGAGCAGCAGGAGUGGAGCUCCAGUGUGGACCAGGAGGACCCAGAGCCCCCACACAUUAAAGAGGAAGAGGAGGAACUGUGGAGCAGUCAGGAGGGAGAGCAGCUUCAAGGGCUGGAGGAGGCUGAUAUCACCAAGUUCACAUUCACUCCUGUCCCUGUGAAGAGUGAAGAUGAUGAAGAGAAACCUCAGUCUGAGGGACACCACUGUGGAGGACCAGAACCAGUGCCCGGAGGAGGAGUGCGACCAUUGCCCGGAGACUCUGAUCCAGAUCCCGAUGACAAGACGGGAGACUCUUCUGAAGUUGAGACUGACGACAGUGACGAUUGGAUGGAGACCAGAGAACUUCAGUCAGGUUUAAACUCUGUGAAAAACGAUGACCUACCUGCCAGCUAUUCGAGAUGUAGUGCUGAUGAGAAGCCGUUCAGCUGCUCUGAAUGCGGGAGAACAUUCGGUAAAAGCGGCUACCUGAAGCGACACAUGAGAUCUCACACAGGAGAGAAACCAUUCAGCUGUCCAAUGUGCAAAAUGUCUUUUGGACAAAGCGGAUGUUUGAAGCGACACAUGAGGAGCCACAAAGGCGAGAAACCCUUCAGCUGCUCCGUUUGUGAGAAAAGAUUUUUGCGCCGAGGAGACCUGAAGAGACACACGAUAACUCACACGGGAGAGAAACCAUUCAGCUGCUCCGUUUGCAGUAAAGGAUUCAUCCAGAAGGUUCAUUUGAGACAACACAUGACACGUCACACGGGGGAGAAACUUUUCGCCUGCAGCAUUUGUGACCAAAGAUUCACCUGGCUUUACCAGCUCAGGAACCAUCAGUGUGUCGGGCGUCAGUCAUCACAGGUUUUCCAAACUGAGGAGAACAGAGGGGCGGAGCCUCCAGCCAACAGCUUAACUCAACAGAGACAACAGAUGGGAACAGAAGCUGAUGGAGAGGACUGUGGAGGACCAGAACCAGCCAGGAACUCGAAUCCAGAUUUACAACCAGAUACUGAUGACAAGACCAGAGACUCUUCCGAACUGACAACCAAAUUUCCCUUGUGUGAUGUCGGAUUAAAUAAUGGCAAGAAACUGUUUAGCUGUGCCGAGUGCAGUAAAACAUUCGGCCACAAGACACAUCUGCGGGAACACGUGAGAGCGCACACAGGAGAGAAACCAUUCAGCUGCUCAGUCUGUAACAAGUGGUUUUCGUGGAGGACGCAGUUACAGAGGCACAUGAGAGUCCACACAUCGGAGAAACAACAGCUGGAGUGUUUGUGACUAAAUGUUCAGUAGUAGGCCGACUUGGUGAGUCCUCACUGCACCAGGAAAACCAAUCACAGUCUUCAUGAGGUUUUAACAGUCUUGAAUCCCUUUAAGAGAUGGGACAUGAUCCUGAGAGACACAUUCCUGGUGGUGAUGAAGUGAUAUGGACCAUCUGCUUCAACACAUUAAGGCCAAUUUGUGCUUGGGUUUCCUCCAGGUGCUCUGACAUGUUCUCCCUGUGUCAGCGUGGGUUUCCUCCAGGUGCUCUGACAUGUUCUCCCCGUGUCAGCGUGGGUUUCCUCCAGGUGCUCCAACAUGUUCUCCCUGUGUCAGUGUGGGUUUCCUCCAGGUGCUCUGACAUGUUCUCCCUGUGUCAGUGUGGGUUUCCUCCAGGUGCUCCAACAUGUUCUCCCCAUGUCAGCGUGGGUUUCCUCCAGGUGCUCUGACAUGUUCUCCCCGUGUCAGCGUGGGUUUCCUCCAGGUGCUCCAGCUUCCUCCCACAGUCCAAAGACAUGCAGGUUAAUUGGUGACUCUACAUUGUCCGUAGGUGUGAAUGUGAGUGUGAAUGGUUCUGUCUCUAUGCGUCAGUCCUGUGAUAGUCUGGUGGCCUUACAGACACUAUAACCAUUAAAAAAUUGAGUUUAACACAUUAAAUGACUGACUGUGGCUGUUGUGUGGCUGUCAUUUUGUUUUCAGGCUGUCUGAAACUCUUAUUUACAAUAACAGAUGUGACAGUAGAGGUGGCGUAACUCUGCGUCACUGUUGUUACUCAGAAUACUCUACACUGAAAAUGUUCCUUCAGUAAAAGUAUAAAUCAGGAAA
Molecule: messenger RNA, 2410 nt
Organism: Epinephelus fuscoguttatus (brown-marbled grouper)
Lineage: Eukaryota; Metazoa; Chordata; Actinopteri; Perciformes; Serranidae
Product: gastrula zinc finger protein XlCGF57.1-like
Exons: 2
Coding region: 119-1603 (494 amino acids)
Biological process (GO): regulation of transcription by RNA polymerase II
Molecular function (GO): RNA polymerase II cis-regulatory region sequence-specific DNA binding; DNA-binding transcription factor activity
Source: RefSeq, a predicted model, not a curated record